UCCACACGGUGUCGCUGUUUGGUGGACGCCUAUUGGAUAAAAGAGCAACGUCACUUCCUUCUCUCUCUUCGACCACCGCCAUAGUCGGGAAAGGACUGUGGACAAAAUGUCGUCCCACAAGACUUUCAGAAUCAAGCGCUUCCUCGCCAAGAAGCAGAAACAGAACAGGCCCAUUCCUCAGUGGAUCAGAAUGAAGACCGGGAACAAGAUCAGGUACAACUCCAAGAGGAGACACUGGAGGAGAACCAAGCUUGGCCUGUAAGCAUGAGGGUUCCUGGAUCCAAGCAUCCCUCCAUUCCAACAUCUGCCAGGACCUCCAGCUGCUGGUCCUGAUCGCGGGGAGGGAGCCAUGUUAUCUGGAGCAGCAGUUGUUUUUGUACAGAUACUCUGGUUAUGCUCAUGUUUGACAAUAAAAGAUCUGUGAUCAAACUUGAAA
Micropterus salmoides (largemouth bass) is the source of this 436-nucleotide messenger RNA. RefSeq names its product ribosomal protein L39 (gene rpl39). Gene Ontology annotation, cellular component: ribosome; cytosolic large ribosomal subunit. The transcript is spliced from 3 exons. Bases 107 to 262 code for a protein of 51 amino acids. Gene Ontology annotation, biological process: translation. Lineage: Eukaryota; Metazoa; Chordata; Actinopteri; Centrarchiformes; Centrarchidae. The record is from RefSeq and is a predicted model, not a curated record. Gene Ontology annotation, molecular function: structural constituent of ribosome.